Messenger RNA from Pistacia vera, 1993 nucleotides. Its product is annotated as aspartate aminotransferase, mitochondrial-like. Gene Ontology annotation, biological process: biosynthetic process; amino acid metabolic process. NCBI's taxonomy places the organism in Eukaryota, Viridiplantae, Streptophyta, Magnoliopsida, Sapindales, Anacardiaceae. The coding region runs from base 324 to 1616 and encodes 430 amino acids. Gene Ontology annotation, molecular function: L-aspartate:2-oxoglutarate transaminase activity; pyridoxal phosphate binding. Gene Ontology annotation, cellular component: mitochondrion. The transcript has 10 exons. The record is from RefSeq and is a predicted model, not a curated record.
GGCCUUUGAAGAGAAAAACUGUGGGCUGUUUCACUGAGUCGUCUGAUUCAAUUCAACCAUCUUGAAAGUUGAAACAGAUAAUAAGAGUCAAACCUCGUUUCUGUUGAAUGAAGUACAAAAAGGAGGGAAAGGCGGUUUGUCUUAGGUGAGAAAUGAGAAUAAAAUGAAAACCAGUGCAGUAGCCCACUGGAAAAUAACAGAAUGAUUCAAGUAACGCCUUUUGGAAUGGAAGCAAAGGACUUUUUAAGUUCGUCUCGUCAAUCAAAAGAAGCAGCAGCAGCUUUUCACGUCGCCUGAGAGUAAAGAAAUUGACUGAUCAAAUAAUGAGGAGGUUUUUUACAAGCACAGCAAGAAGAAGAUGCAGCACCAAGAACAUUGCGUGGUGGGAUCAUGUCCUUCCUGCUCCUAAGGACCCCAUUGUUUGUGUCACCGAAGCAUUUCAUGCUGAUUCUUCUCCCAACAAGAUCAAUCUUGGCGUGGGAACUUACAGGGAUGAUGAAGGCAGGCCUGUUGUGCUUCAAUGUGUUAGAGAAGCAGAGGCCAGGAUUGCGGGAAGUCGGUUCUUGGAGUCAAAUUCUGCUGCAGUUAGUUCAAAAAUGGUCGAGGAGAGUGUAAAAUUGGUUUUUGGACAGGAUUCAGAUGUUGUUAAUGAAGAGAGGUUUGCUGGAGUUCAAGCUCUGUCUGGCACUGGUGCAUGCCGCCUGUUUGCUGAGUUUCAAAGGCGUUUCCAUCCGGAAUCACGCAUUUAUCUGCCUGAUCCGACUUGGUCCAACCACCACAACAUCUGGAGGGAUGCCCAAGUUCCAGCAAAAAAUUAUCACUACUACCAUCCUGAUUCGAAGGGUUUAAACUUUUCAGCGCUCAUAGAUGAUAUUAAGAAUGCACCAGAUGGUUCUUUUUUCUUACUCCAUCCUUGUGCCCACAACCCAACUGGGGUGGAUCCUACUGAGGAUCAGUGGAAAGAAAUCUCAUAUCAAUGCAAGGUGAAAAAUCAUUUCCCCUUCUUUGACAUGGCUUAUCAAGGUUUCGCCAGUGGGGAUCUCGAGAAAGAUGCCCAAGCAAUAAGGAUUUUUCUUGAAGAUGGACAUUUAAUAGGAUGUGCGCAGUCCUUUGCAAAGAACAUGGUAUUGUAUGGACACCGAGUUGGCUGUCUCAGCAUUCUUUGCAACGAUUCAAAGCAAGGGGCUGCAGUUAGAAGCCAGUUGCAGCAGAUUGCCAGUGCAAUGUAUGGCAGUCCUCCUGUUCAUGGUGUGUUACUGGUCUCAACAAUCCUGAGUAAUCCAGAUAUGAAGUCACUUUGGAUUGAAGAAGUGAAGAUGAUGUUAUAUCGCAUACAAAAAAUGCGGACAACCCUACAGGAAAGUCUUGAAAAUUUGGAUUCUCCUCUUAAUUGGGAAAAUAUAACUAAGCAGGUUGGCUUGUUUUUCUUCUCUGGCUUAACCCCGAAUCAGGUUGAGCAGCUAGCGAGGGAAUUCCAUAUAUACAUGACUCGUGAUGGACGUAUAAGCAUGUCUUGUGUGACUACAGGCAAUGUCAAUUAUCUAGCAAAUGCCAUACAUGAAGUCACCAGAUCUAGUAAAGAAGAAACCAAGAUUCUUUGCAACAUUGGUGCAUAGCAAAUCAUUUUUAUCUGAUGCCGAAAGUUUUAGAUGCAUAUUGUCCCGCCAACAUCGUAUACGAAGACAUAGAAAACUACAGUUGUUUAACACACUACUUAUUAUUAUCAGUCCAAUGCACUUGUAGCAGAAAUUCAAACUCUUAACAUACUCAAGAACAUUGUACAUAGCUUUAGUGAUUUCAUAAAUGAAUUUCUUGUUUGGAUUUGAAGUCGUCAUGAAAAAUCCCACGUUUCUUUCAAGUUUCAUUACUCUUCGUUGGCAGAUCUGUGCACAAUAUUACAUUUAAAAUAUCAAAGAUUAGUUAAAUCCUUAAAGCUUUCAUAAUAUAGUAUGUUGUUUUGAUGAUCAAGAAUGGGCAAUCUGUCACCACCACC